AUGGAAUAUGAAUUCAACAGUAAAAGCACAGCUGUGAAACGUUUAAUGAGUGAAGCAAAAGAGUUGGCAGAGCCAACAGAUGAAUACAGUGCUCAUCCAUUAGAAGACAAUUUAUUUGAAUGGCACUUUACUAUGCGUGGCCCACAUGCAUCAGAGUUUGAUGGUGGUAUUUAUCAUGGUCGCAUAUUAUUCCCAACUGAAUAUCCCAUGAAGCCACCUAGCAUAAUACUAUUAACUCCAAAUGGUCGAUGGGAAACAAAUAAAAAAAUAUGCUUAAGCAUUACCGGUUAUCAUCCAGAAACUUGGCAACCGUCAUGGUCGAUUAGAACAUCUAUAUUAGCAUUGAUUGCAUUUAUGACAACUAAUGACCUAGAUUCAGUGGGAGCUCUUGAAUGUACUCCUGAAGAAAGACAAUUUUUGGCUCUAAAGUCUCGGGAUUGGAUUUGUGACUGUUGUGGUGAGAUAUCUAAUUUAUUAGCUAACAAAAAGGAAGUGGAAGUGGAAGUUGUAAAUAAUACUUCACCCAAAUUUUUUAAUCGCAAAUGUGUUAAUGUAAUUGAGGCGAUACAUUCGAUGACCUUAGGAGAUUAUUCAAAUGACAAAGCCUUAUUUACAAGUCCAUUGAAUACUUCAGAUAAAAUUUUUAUUAUUUCUAAAGGACCAUGCCAACUAGAUGGUCCAUUUCCGGAAAAAAUUAUUGAUGAUAAAAAUCGUCUGAACAUUAUUACACAAAAAGUCAAGGCGGUGUAA
This is a messenger RNA of Macrosiphum euphorbiae (potato aphid), 750 nucleotides long. The record is from the annotation of a GenBank genome assembly. Lineage: Eukaryota; Metazoa; Arthropoda; Insecta; Hemiptera; Aphididae.